Limulus polyphemus (Atlantic horseshoe crab) is the source of this 1536-nucleotide messenger RNA. Its product is annotated as leukocyte elastase inhibitor-like. The coding region runs from base 190 to 1404 and encodes 404 amino acids. Gene Ontology annotation, molecular function: serine-type endopeptidase inhibitor activity. The record is from RefSeq and is a predicted model, not a curated record. The transcript has 2 exons. Lineage: Eukaryota; Metazoa; Arthropoda; Merostomata; Xiphosura; Limulidae.
AUCAAGCAUGUCAAAUAUUUCUCGCACAUGACGUCACCAAUAAACAUGGAAAUGCUCUUGCACCCUGCCAUGUAUCACAGAGGUUACAAGCACGUGUUAGAAGACACCUGGACCGAGGGUAGGCCUGAAACUUAAGAGGUAUAUCAGUUUGUAAAGUGUUCAAUAAGUUGCUUGGACAGACUGCGUUCUAUGACGGUGAAGAUGAAAUUUACAACUGUGCGACCCCUACUGGUAAUCGUCAUCAGUGCUUUGGUAAUGCACCUAUCGGUAGAAGGCUCUGCUGCUGUAUCUGGUCUGGCAACUAAGUCAAGUAACUCACUUGCUUUGAAAUUAUUCCAAUAUUUUGCAACGUCUGAUAACGUAUUCUUCUCGCCAUUUAGUAUUGCAACGAUAAUGGGUAUGACUUACUUGGGAACCAAAAACAGCACAGCUGCCCAGAUAAGAAAUUUGUUUGACUUGGAAGAAGGUGGUCUAAUGGAUGAAGAGUUCCAUGAAAGUUUUCGCCAGCUUAUUGCAUCAGUUUUGGAACGCAAACAACACUACGAACUAAAAACAACAAAUGCUUUUGUCAUACAAAAAGGAUUUGAAAUUGAGCCUAGUUACAAAACUGAGCUGGUUCAAUUUUAUAAUGCUUCAAUUCAAAACGUAGAUUUUCAGGAAGAUCCUGAAACGACAGUUCAGUGGAUAAACAGUUGGAUUAGAUGGAAGACGCAGGACAAAAUACAAAAGAUGUUUUGGAGUCCGUUAAACCCAUUAACUCAACUGCUACUUCUAAGCAUUGUGUCUUUUAAAGGAUCGUGGCAAAAAGAAUUUGAUGGGAGCAAAACCAGAUUAGAAAGUUUUUACAAUAAUGGUACAAACGAGACACAAGUGUUUAUGAUGCACAAGAAGAGCAAGUUUCCGUACGGGUUUGAUCCUGAAUUGGACGCCUUUAUCCUUGCGUUGCCUUAUACAGGCUGGGAUCUCAACAUGAUCUUCGUCCUUCCUCGUGAAAUGCAAGGUUUAAGUAAGUUAAGGGCAGUCUUAAGUCUCGGAAAGUUUGAAGAUGUUGUUUCGCAACUACACGAAACCGAAGUAGAAAUAUCUAUUCCCAAGUUUAAGAUGGACAAGGAAUAUGAAUUGGAAGAACCUUUUCGAAAAUUAGGCCUUACUAAUGUUUUUAUUCCAGGAGUUGCCGACUUUUCGAGACUUACCACUGCUGGAGAUCUUUACCUGUCCAGCAUACGACAUAAGGCUUUGUUGGAAGUAGAUGAACAAGGAAGUAAAGUCGUUGUUAGCACGGCUUCACUUGUUGAGACAUUGUCUUUAAAACCAUCUUUCAUUGUUAAUCACCCAUUUCUCUUCUUCAUUCGGGAAAACCGGAGCGGUUUGAUUUUAUUUUUAGGACAGGUGAAUGACCUUUAAACCACCACCACCCCCUUUUUUUUCUAAACCAGAAAGAAUUGGAACAUUUUCUAAAUUUCGUUGGUUUAGUUAUCAGACUAUUUCAAGUUUCGAAAACUAGUUUAAUUGGAAUGUAUUUAACAAAAUUCACGA